Molecule: messenger RNA, 6726 nt
Organism: Scomber japonicus (chub mackerel)
Lineage: Eukaryota; Metazoa; Chordata; Actinopteri; Scombriformes; Scombridae
Gene: eif4g3a
Product: eukaryotic translation initiation factor 4 gamma, 3a
Exons: 34
Coding region: 409-5829 (1806 amino acids)
Cellular component (GO): eukaryotic translation initiation factor 4F complex
Molecular function (GO): mRNA binding; protein binding; translation initiation factor activity
Source: RefSeq, a predicted model, not a curated record
UGACAAAAAACACACUUGUCGAGAAGAGAAAAAGGUAGAUCGCUGGAAGGAGGCGGCUGAAGAUCGAAGGGGAGAUUUAUUUACCCCCUUCCCUGUUUUUUGAAAAAGAAAAACGAAACCGAGCCGCCGGAUCCGCAGAGGUUCCGGACGGGCGAGGGGAGGCUCAACCUCCCACCGUCCCCAUGAACAGCACCGCUGAUCCGAGCAGCGACUCAUGAGAAAAAGAGACGUUUGUGUCGCUAUCUAAGCUUCGGUAACAGGAUAUUUUGGGGCCUGCUUCUUCAAGAAUCUGCUUAAACAUAAGAAAAAAAACAAAAAAACCCCCGCUUGCUUCCCAUGUAUGCAAGCUAGGCGUCGUUAUAUCAGUAUUUAUUAUUAUUAUUAUUAUUGAUUUUUUUUUUUUUUGCAAUGAGUUUACCACCGAAAGUGGUCACUAAACCCGCCGCCGCUGUCGCAGCUAGCGGAGCCGGAGGUGGUAGCUCUCCGUCGGGCCAACUGCGGACCCUGACCUCCGUGUCUCUGCCACCGGGAGCCCCGACAGCUCCUCAGCCCGGCGCUGUACCUCCACCUCAGUAUCCUUUGACAUGGGUACCCAGGCACGCUGGCCCUCCUUACACUGCUCAUGACAUCACAAAGGGACACCCUAACUUGGCGGGCACUCCGCCCGGUCAUGCCCACUCCCCGGCGCUCUCUCAGGUAUCAGUACCCACAGCUUCCCCAUAUCGCUACCCUAAGGGCUGGGAGACAGGCGGAGGGUCUCCGUACAACCCUGGACAAAAUGCUGGCUCCGCCCCACUAGUGUAUUCUCCCCAGACACAGCCAAUGAAUGCACAGCCACAGAGUCGCCCGUUUGCUACGGGCCCUCGACCAACUCACCAUCAGGGAGGAUUCAGGCCCAUCCAGUUUUUCCAGAGGACUCAGAUGCAGACUGCGAGGCCCACCAUCCCUACGAACACACCCUCCAUACGGCCUGGCGGACAGACUCCCACAGCGGCUGUUUACCCCACUAAUCAAGCAAUCAUGAUGACCAUGGCACCUAUGCCUUUUCCAUCCCCACAGGCUGCUCAGUACUACAUCCCACAGUAUCGCCACAGUACGCCUUACGUGGGACCUCCUCAGCAGUAUUCUGUACAGCCUCCAGGGUCUGGCACCUUCUAUCCUGGUCCAGGGCCAGGGGAGUACCCUGCUCCAUAUCAUCCCCUCAGGUACCACCCACCUGUCUCACCCUCUGUCCCUGCUCCCGUACAAACAGCUGGUCCACCCUACUACCCAGGACAGACUGUGUACCCCCCCUCACCCCCCAUCAUAGUGCCUACACCACAGCAACCUCCACCACCAGCCAAGCGUGAGAAGAAAACAAUCCGUAUCCGUGACCCCAAUCAGGGUGGCAGGGAUAUCACUGAGGAGAUCAUGGCAGGGGGUUCAGGGAGCAGGAAUUCAACGCCUCCUGUCGGUCCCCCCUCCUCUACCCCCACCCCUCCACAGCAGCAGCAGCUGAGCAGCAGCCAGACUCCAGAGCAGCAGCAGCAGCAGCAGCAGCAGCAGCAGCAGCCGCAGCCUCCUCAGCCACAGCAAGCCCACUCUGGAGGCUACACGAUGGAGCCCCCCCACAUACCGCAGCCACAGCAGCCACAGCAGCCACAGACAACUGGGGCUUCAGACACCAAACCAGGGCCAGAUGAAACGCCAAAAUUGGAGCCAGUUGUCCAGAAGUCUUCCUCACCUGGGAUUGUGCAGCCCGAAGCCCCCGUAGAGAGACUGGAGGCCAACACUCCUGCAACUGAGCCCUCUCCUCCUGCCGAACCAGAGCUUCCCUUCCCCGCCACAGUGGCCGCCCCCGUCGCUCUCCCGCUCGCGGCGGCCAACACCAGUGAACGUCCCUCAGCCAGGGAGUCCACUGCUCCAGCAUCGUCUCCCUCCCCCUCCUCCUCCUCCUCUUCCUCCUCUGUCGGGGAACAUAAACCGUCUUUAGCGCCACUUCAGACUCCCAACAUAGACAAGCCUCUUUCAGAAGCCCCACGAACUCUGGCUGCCUCCCCAGCGCCGGCUCCCAAAGCUCUGAAUGGCCUUGCAGACUCUGGGACUGAGUUGGACCCCCCAGCUCAUGAGCCUUCUCUUCUGUCCACAGCUGCACUCCAGCCCCAGGCCUCCACUCCUGCUUACAGAGAAGCCUCCUCUUCCUCCUCCUCCUCUGAAACCUUGCCCUCUGACGUAAGACCAGAGGUGCCCAUUGCUGCUGCGCUCGCCUCUAUGCCACCUGUGGCUGUGGUGCCAGUCACCCUGACCUCAAGCCCCGCCCCAGCUUUGCCAGUUAUGCUCCCGCCAGGCCUUCCGCCUCUAGUGCAGGCCACAACAGAGGCCGAUGAGCCCAGCAAGUCCUUGGACACUAAAGACCUCGUCCCCAGAGCGGGGACAGAGGCACAUGGAGGCAUUACUGACAGCAAAACAGAGUCCCAGCAACAAGCACUCACCAGGAAGAGUCCCACUACAGUAAAUCAGACUGCUUCUGCUAUACCAAAGACCUGGAGGAAACCAAAUGAAGGGAUCUCUGCUGGAGAUACACCCCAAAAGGAGGAAGAGGAUGAGCCGAGGCCAGUAGAUCAGCCUGCUGGAGACCAGUCCCUGCAGUCCGCUCCACCGAGCAGCAGCAGCAGCAGCAGCCCCGCACCGCUACCGUCAGGCUUCAGCUCCACUACCGCCGCCGCCACCACCACCGCUGCUGCAGCUCCCGCCAGCAGCCCCGAGGCCGACGGGAAGCCGGCCGCCCCGGAGGAGAACGGAGAGUCCGAGCUGGAGCCCAUGAGGAACGGGGCGGGCCACACCUCGGAGACGGAGAGCAGCGACAGUGGGGUCACACCGGGAGAUAAGGAGAACUCCACGGGGGCUCCACAGGACAUAGAAGACCUGUCAGAAUCCAGCGGGAAGCGUCAGUAUGAUAGGGAAUUCCUUUUGGGCUUCCAGUUCAUGCCUGCCUGCAUACAGAAACCUGAGGGACUCCCACCCAUCAGUGACGUGGUGCUGGACAAGAUGAACCAAAACAAGAUGCUGUCUCGAGUGGAUUCCAGGGUGAUUUCCAGAGGACCUGAUUUCACACCUGCCUUUGCAGAUUUUGGCAGGCAGAUGACCGGAGGACGAGGAGCUGCUCUUAUGAACAUUGGCACGCGGCGGCCUCCACCCAGGAAGAUCAUCAUGAACGUGUCGGUGAACGACGACAUUCAGCUGAAGAAGUCCGAGAAUGCCUGGAAACCUGGCAUGAAGCGAGAGCCCCCCCCAGAGGAACCCGAGGCCCAGAAAACACAGGAUCUCUUCAGGAAGGUACGCAGCAUCCUGAACAAGCUAACGCCUCAGAAGUUCAACCAGCUCAUGAAGCAGGUGACGGACCUGACCAUCGACACAGAGGAGAGGCUCAAAGGAGUCAUCGACCUAGUCUUCGAGAAGGCCAUCGACGAGCCCAGCUUCUCUGUUGCUUAUGGAAACAUGUGCCGCUGCCUCGCCACGCUCAAAGUGCAAAUGACCGACAAACCCAACACCACAGUGAACUUUCGUAAGCUGCUGCUAAACCGCUGCCAGAAGGAGUUUGAGAAAGACAAGGUGGACGAUGUGGUGUUCGAGAGGAAGCAGAAAGAGCUGGACUCUGCUGCAUCGUCGACGGAGCGCGAGCGGCUUCAGGAGGAGCUGGAGGAGGCCAAAGACAAGGCCCGAAGGCGUUCCAUCGGCAACAUCAAGUUCAUCGGCGAACUUUUCAAGCUCAAGAUGUUGACGGAGGCCAUCAUGCACGACUGCGUGGUGAAGCUGCUGAAGAACCACGACGAGGAGUCGUUGGAGUGCCUGUGUAGGCUGCUCACCACCAUCGGCAAGGACCUCGACUUUGAGAAGGCCAAGCCUCGAAUGGAUCAGUAUUUCAAUCAGAUGGAGAAAAUCGUCAAGGAGAGGAAGACGUCAUCUCGGAUACGGUUUAUGUUACAGGACAUUAUAGACCUGAGAUUGCACAACUGGGUGUCCAGAAGAGCCGAUCAGGGCCCGAAAACCAUCGAGCAGAUACACAAGGAGGCGAAGAUUGAAGAGCAGGAGGAGCAAAGAAAAGUGCACCAGCAGCUGCUCUCCAAGGACAGCAAAAGACGGCCAGAUCCAAGAGAUCAGAGAGAUCAGAGAGAUCAACGCGCGCCGAGAGAAGAGACCUGGAACACUGUGCCCAUGACCAAGAACAGCAGGACUAUUGACCCCACAAAGAUCCCAAAGAUCUCCAAGCCUCAAAUGGAUGAGAAGAUCCAGCUUGGCCCACGGGCUCAGGUCACGUGGGUAAAGGGCAGCAGUGGAGGAGCCAAAGCAAGCGACUCGGAACUAUCACGGACUGGUAGCAGCCUCAACCGUUACUCCGCGCUGCAGUCUACACCUUCACCUCAACCCUCCACCACCCCUCCACAGAACCCAGACUAUGACUCUAGGAGAACUCUGGGAAGCACUCGUAGCAGUACAGGGAGAGAACGCAGCGAGAAGCCUCUGAUUUCUGCGCCGCCAUCGUCACGGCCCGGAUCCUUCAUCAGGGGCGGCAGUUCGAAGGAGCUGCUGGAGAGCCAAACCCCGGAGGAGCCGCGGAGAGACCGGGAACGAGAAGGAGCCGAACCCCGGAGACCGAGCGUCACCGAGGACAAAACGGAGCCGGAGCGCAGCAGAGUCAAAGAGCCUGUGAAACCUGAGCCAGCGGCACCGACAGUGGACAAACCCGCCCUGUCUGAGGAGGAGAUAGAGAGGAAGUCAAAGUCCAUCAUCGAUGAGUUCCUCCACAUAAAUGAUUACAAGGAGGCGAUCCAGUGUGUGGACGAGCUCGACUUGGGCUCUCAGCUGCACGUCUUUGUGCGUGUCGGGGUUGAGUCGACCCUGGAGCGCAGUCAGAUAACACGGGACCACAUGGGCCAGCUCCUCUUCCAGCUGGUGCAGCAGGGACUCCUGCCAAAGCCUCAGUUCUACAAAGGGUUUUCAGACACGCUGGAGCAAGCGGACGACAUGGCCAUCGACAUUCCCCACAUCUGGCUGUACCUGGCCGAGCUGCUCAACCCUGUGCUGAAAGAAGGGGGCUUCUCUAUGAGAGAGCUCUUUAGUGAAUUAAGCAAACCUUUGCUUCCUGUUGGAAGAGCUGGGAUCUUAAUUUCUAAAAUACUGUACAUACUAUGCAAACAAAUGAGCCAUAGGAUUGUGGGUUCUCUGUGGAGGGAAUCUGGCCUCAACUGGACCGACCUCCUCCCAGAGGGAGAAGACGUCCAGGCUUUCAUCUCAGAACAGAAACUCCAGUUCCUUCUGUCAGACGGCUCCGGCCCCGAGACGACUCUGACUAAGAAGAUCUUGUCUCCUGAGGAGCUGAGCCGCCAGCUGGAGAGACUCCUCUUGGAGGACAUGGCCAGUGACGAGCAGAUCUUUGACUGGGUCGAGGCAAACCUCGACGAAUCUCAGAUGAGCUCGUCUCCCUUCCUGAGGGCUUUGAUGACGGCUGUGUGUAAGGCAGCAGUGAAAGACGACACACGAGUGGACACGGCCAUCAUCCAGAGGAGAUUGCCUGUAUUACUCAAAUACCUUAACUCAGACACUGAGCGACAGCUGCAAGCACUUUAUGCACUUCAGGCGCUGAUAGUCGCCCUCGAUCAGCCUCCGAACCUUCUCCGGAUGUUCUUUGACUGUCUGUAUGACGAGGACGUCAUCUCGGAGGACGCUUUCUACAAGUGGGAGACGAGCAAAGACCCCGCCGAGCAGCAGGGUAAAGGCGUGGCCCUCAAGUCCGUCACGGCCUUCUUCACCUGGCUGCGGGAGGCGGAGGAGGAGUCUGAGGAUAAUUGACGAGGGGGGACGACGCCUCCGCUCGGGGGGCGGGGGGGUUCGAGGGGGGGCAAGGCGUACUAGAACUGCAUCUCCUUACAGCAGAACAAACAUUCAAAAUGGGUGUGUGGGCAGGACGACACGUUUACGGCUGGAAUUUUUUUCUGCGGUACAGUUCUGAAAACAUACCGCCAUUUUGAGUUUGGAUUCCCAACGGCGGAAGCACUAAAUACCUGUAUAAUACAUAGAAAAUAUUUUUGUUUUAAAUUUUAACUUCCUUUUUUUUUUUGUUCUUUUUUUUUUUUUGUUACUUUUUAAGAAGAGACUUAAAAGAUACAUAGGUUCUGGACUCUUUAAUUUAUUAUUUUUUUAAGGACUGCAAAUAUGAAAGUUAUUUAACAUUUGCAGAUGCUCACAACGAGAAAAAUGUCAACAGAAAUAACAAUAUAAUUAAUUAUAAUAACAAAAAUAAUAAUUGUGAAAUAAAUAAGACUCCCCGGAUUCCACACUGUUUGGUUUAAAACAGGGUAAAAACAAAGUUAUUUUGGGAUGAAGGGGAAGAGAGAGAUUAAAAACAAAACAAAACACAAAAAAAAAAAAAAACAGAGGAGGCCUGGAUGCACAGAAACUAUUAACGUUGUCCGUGAAUGAUGUUUGAGGCUUUGCUCCACGUGAUAUGUACAUACGCCUCACCACGAGGUAAAGAGGUAUGCAUUGAAGUCGCGAUGCAAGUCAGUCCACAGAACUGUCGAACAAACAAACAAACAAACAAACGGGACACGUUCACAUGAAAUGAGCAAAAAUGCAACUUUAAAAAGCAAAUGGCCAGGGUCGCUGAACUUGACAUGCUUGUAAUAAUUCAGACCUACAGAGCAGAUUAAAAAGCUUGUAAAUACAUUAAAGACAAAAAAGGUAUUU